Ilex paraguariensis (yerba mate) is the source of this 3091-nucleotide messenger RNA. NCBI's taxonomy places the organism in Eukaryota, Viridiplantae, Streptophyta, Magnoliopsida, Aquifoliales, Aquifoliaceae. The record is from the annotation of a GenBank genome assembly.
CAACAACAACAGCAGCAGCAGCAGCAGCAGCAGCAUCAGCAACAACAGCAUCAGCAACAACAGCAUCAGCAUCAGCAGCAUCAGCAACAACAGCAGCAGCAUCCACAACAAGCGCAGCAACAAGCCCAGCAGCAGCCGCAGCCGCAGCCGCAGCAGCAGCGAAGAGAUGGGGCCCACCUCCUUAAUGGCACAGCUAAUGGACUUGUUGGAAAUGACCCUCUAAUGAGGCAGAACCCUGGAACUGCCAACGCCUUGGCUACAAAGAUGUAUGAAGAAAGACUAAAACUGCCUAUUCAGAGGGAUUCUUUGGACGAUGGGGCUUUGAAGCAAAGAUUUGGUGAGAAUGUAGGCCAGCUUUUGGAUCCAAAUCAUGCGUCAAUACUGAAGUCAGCUGCUGCUGCUGGCCAGCCUUCGGGGCAAGUGCUGCAUAGUACAGCUGGCAGUAUGUCCCCGCAAGUUCAAGCUCGGAAUCAGCAACUAUCAGGGUCUACACCCGACAUAAAGACAGAGAUAAAUCCAAUACUGAACCCAAGAGCUGCUGGUCCUGAAGGAUCACUUAUUGGAAUUCCGGGAUCAAAUCAAGGUGGUAACAAUUUGACAUUAAAAGGGUGGCCUCUCACAGGUCUAGAUCAGCUUCGUUCUGGGUUUCUUCAGCAGCAAAAGCCAUUUAUGCAGGGUGCUCAACCCCUUCAUCAACUUCAGAUGCUAACACCCCAGCACCAGCACCAACUUAUGCUAGCACAGCAAAAUCUGACAUCUCCGUCUGGCAGUGAUGUAGAAAGCAGAAGGCUAAGAAUGCUUAUGAACAAUCGAAGCCUGAGUAUGGGAAAGGAUAGCCUUUCAAAUUCUGUUGGCGAUGUAAUUCCAAAUGUCGGAUCACCUUUGCAAACUGGUUGCCCUGUUUUGCCUCGUGGAGAUCCAGAUAUGUUACUCAAGAUGAAAAUUGCUCAGUUACACCAGCAGCAACAACAGAACAGUAAUCAACAACAGCAGCAGCUUCAACAGCAUGCUCUUUCAAGCCAGCAACCUCAGAAUUCAAACCACAGUAUUCAGCGUGAUAAAAUUGUGGGUGCUAGCAGUGUCACAGGGGAUGGCAGUGUAUCAAAUUCCUUCCGAGGAAAUGAACAGGCUUCAAAAAAUCAGACUGGGAGAAAGAGAAAGCACCCUGUGUCAUCUUCAGGACCUGCCAAUAGCACCGGAACUGCAAAUACAGCAGGACCAUCUCCCAGUUCAGCACCCUCCACACCGUCAACUCAUACACCUGGAGAUGUGAUCUCCAUGCCUGCUUUGCCACAUACUGGUAGUUCUUCGAAGCCUUUGAUAAUGUUUGGCACUGAUGGUGCUGGCACUCUUACUUCACCCUCAAAUCAAUUGGCUGACAUGGAUCGUUUUGGGGAAGACGGAUCUCUUGAUGAUAAUGUCGAGUCUUUUUUAUCUCAUGAUGAUACAGACCCCAGGGAUAGUGUUGGUCGUUGUAUGGAUGUCAGCAAAGGGUUCACAUUUACGGAACUCAAUUCUGUUCGUGCAAGUGCAAACAAAGUUGUUUGUUGUCAUUUCUCAUCAGAUGGAAAACUGCUUGCUACUGGUGGCCAUGAUAAAAAGGCUGUGUUAUGGCAUACAGAAACUUUAAAGGCAAAAUCUACACUUGAAGAACAUUCGGCGAUAAUUACUGAUGUUCGAUUCAGUCCUAGCAUUCCACGUCUCGCAACAUCCUCAUUUGACAAAACAGUCAGGGUUUGGGAUGCUGAUAAUCCUGGCUAUUCACUUCGUACCUUUACUGGGCAUUCUGCAUCUGUAAUGUCACUUGACUUCCACCCGAACAAAGAUGACCUUAUCUGCUCUUGUGAUGGAGAUGGUGAAAUUAGAUACUGGAGUAUUAACGCUGGUAGCUGUGCAGGAGUUUUCAAGGGUGGCACGGCUCAGAUGAGAUUCCAACCACGUCAUGGAAGAUAUCUUGCUGCAGCUGCAGAUAAUGUUGUAUCCAUACUGGAUGUGGAGACUCAAGCUUGUCAGCAAACAUUACAGGGGCAUACAAAACAAAUUGAUUCUGUCUGCUGGGAUCCUACUGGCGAAUUCCUGGCAUCUGUCAGUGAGGAUUCUGUUAGAGUCUGGACUUUGGGAUCAGGAGGUGAAGGGGAUUGUGUUCAUGAGCUUAGUUGUAAUGGCAAUAAAUUCCACUCCUGUGUUUUCCAUCCUACGUAUCCUUCAUUGCUGGUCAUUGGUUGUUACCAGGCAAGUCAUUUCUACGUUUUUGUUUAUUGUUUUGUUAUGCAAUUCUUUGUGCAGGCAACAUGAAUCAUUCGCGCAUUUAAGUAUUAUUGCAUUUGGUUUGAGUUUCCUCCUUAACUAAAGUGUUACAUCUGCAGUCAUUUACCACCUUUUCCAGUUAGUUACUUAGUAUAUGGUGGAAACUUUCUUUGGAAAUUGAUUGGCACCUGUUAAGUUGUAUAUGUAUUAGGUGCUAGUGUAUUACCUUGCAUAGAACAUGCAUACACUUUACUAAAUCAAGGUUUAGUGAGUAUAUAACUCUAUAUAUACUGCUCGACACCUUCCUAAUCCUGUCAUUGACUUGGGAAUUUUUUUUUGAUCUACUGUGAGCGUUUUUUGACAGUCUCUGGAGCUUUGGAAUAUGACUGAGAACAAGACAAUGACUCUUUCAGCACAUGAAGGACUUAUUUCUGCCUUGUCUGUGUCAACAACAAUGGGCUUGGUUGCUUCGGCUAGCCAUGACAAGAUUGUUAAGCUCUGGAAGUAAAAUUGUUGUUUAUGCAUGUUGUUCUCUUAUUUGUAAUCAUCUGGUCCAGUUUUCUGCUGUUUCUUAGCAGGCUGUUGUAGUUGGUUUCUAUUUUCAUUAUCUAAUGUUGUUGUGUUUUUCGUCUUGUAUCUCGACUUAACCGUUCUAUAUAUAACCCCCAAGACUAAGAAACUAACCCUGUACUGUAUCAAUGGUGUUGCUGCUGUAGUUGUCACCAGUUAUCUUUUUUGCUACACACAAAGUUUCGGCUCCAUUGUUGAUGGAUCUGCGGAUAUUAUCUGGAAUUGAGAACUUUCUUUCAUUCGUGAUGAUUCCUCAUAUUGGACUAAAUCUGUG